This is a messenger RNA of Lachancea nothofagi CBS 11611, 630 nucleotides long. The record is from the annotation of a GenBank genome assembly. NCBI's taxonomy places the organism in Eukaryota, Fungi, Ascomycota, Saccharomycetes, Saccharomycetales, Saccharomycetaceae.
AUGCCUAGGAUAAUUGUAUCUAUUGGUGGCGGGCAUGUUACUGAGAUACACAAGACUGUUUUACAAAUCCAAAAAGCGCUAUUAGCGGCUUUUGUCAACACAGAUGUGGUGAUCGCUGACUUGGACAAGACCUUAAAAACUGGUGAAAGAACUUACACGAAUAAAGAUUACGAUUUUGAACAAGUACUUAGUCGCUUAACGGAUAGUGCGGGUUCGGACGUUUGGGAAGCCAUUCUCGUGUGUGGGAAAUAUGCACUUUUCGACCCCAAAAUCAAUGAGUUGGCACAGUUAAAAGUGUUUUUGGAUAGCGAUGGCGACCGUCGUUUGAUCGAUUUGAUUCAGCGCAAUGGGGCCAAGGACCCUGGGACGUUGGCAGAGCUCAUUCAGGAGUACAUGGGUGGGCUAAGACCAGAGAUGCACAAGUAUAUUGAGCCUACAAGGGCGCACGCUGAUCUUAUCAUGCCAAGCAGCACCGAUAGUGUGGGGUCCGCUAUUGUUGUUGAUAGUAUUGUAAAGAUUGUGCAAGAUAGCAAAGGCGGAAUCUCGCACACCACUAAGCUGUUCCCGCAUUUGGAUUUCCAAGCCGAGUCGCUGGAUAUUGAGAAGGAAAAGUAUUACGAUCUCAGCUGA